Messenger RNA from Nelumbo nucifera (sacred lotus), 3377 nucleotides. RefSeq names its product receptor-like kinase TMK4. Gene Ontology annotation, biological process: protein phosphorylation. Lineage: Eukaryota; Viridiplantae; Streptophyta; Magnoliopsida; Proteales; Nelumbonaceae. The record is from RefSeq and is a predicted model, not a curated record. Gene Ontology annotation, molecular function: ATP binding; protein binding; protein kinase activity.
ACAAAUGAAAACUUCCAUCCGGUGGUCUUCCAUUACAGCUGAAACAAACCACGCGUUUCUCUAACGAGUAGUGUCAGAAGAGAAGACCCGUCCCCAUCGUGCCCCCUCACAAAGACAACCGAGUUCUCAAAUCCGGCAGAAACAGCUAACCUACUCUUCCUUCUUCACCUUCUUCUCUCCCUCUCCCCCCCCUCUCUCUCUCUCAUCUUGCCGCAAUGGGGGAACGGAAAAAACCCAUUUCUGGUCGGUCGAUUCUUCUCUUGUGGGUCUUCAAUUUUUUCUCUCUCGCCGUCGCCGAUGAUGCUGCCAUCAUGAACAAGCUCGCCGCUUCUCUUUCUCCGACCCCAUCAGAUUGGUCAGGUAACGACCCCUGCAAAUGGACGGGGGUUAACUGCGACGCCAACGAGCGAAUCACCGCCAUCAGCCUUGCCUCCAAGUCGCUCACAGGUACUCUUCCUUCAGAUCUCAAUCAACUCACCCAGCUCAAAAUCCUAGCUCUCCAAAACAACCACAUCUCGGGCCCCUUGCCUUCUCUCGCCAAUCUCACAAAUCUGCAAGAAGUUUAUCUUGAUUCUAACAACUUCACCUCUGUUCCGGACUCGUUCCUCACUGGGCUCGAUAACUUACAGAUACUUAGCAUCAGCGAGAACUCAAACCUUGCACCAUGGUCUAUACCCUUAGAUCUGGGGAAAUCUGCGAGUUUAGUUACGCUUUACGCUAGCAAAUCCAAUGUAAUGGGCACGAUACCGGACAUUUUUGGUUCGCUUCCGAAUCUGCAGUCUGUCAGGCUUUCUUAUAAUAACCUGACGGGGUCUCUGCCGCCUUCUCUCAACGGUUCUGAUGUCCAGAACCUCUGGCUCAACAAUCAGGCAGAUGGGUUAUCUGGAACCAUUGAUGUGCUUGGAACAAUGGCUCAGCUCUCCCAGGUUUGGCUACAUGCGAACAAGUUUUCCGGUCCGAUCCCAGAUCUUUCUAAGUGCACUUCUCUCUUUGAUCUUCAGCUCCGAGACAAUCAGUUCACUGGGACCAUUCCUGARACAUUGAUGUCACUUCCCAACUUGCUAAAUGUGACAUUACAGAAUAACAAGUUGCAGGGUCCAUACCCACAGUUCAAAUCCAAUGUCAAUGUUGUUGUUGGUACUACCAAUAAUUUCUGUAAUCAAAAGCCCGGCCCUUGUGAUCCUCAGGUGACAGCAUUGCUUGCUCUGGCUGGCGGCUUUGGGUACCCCGUCAGUCUGUCGGAUGCUUGGGACGGUAAUGAUGCAUGUCAAGGUUGGAGCUUUGUCACUUGCCAGGGUAAAAAUGUCUCUGUAAUUAACCUUGGGAAGCAGCAUUUAUCAGGGACGAUCUCAUCCGCCAUUGCGAACCUUACUUCAUUGAGGAACCUGUACCUGAAUGACAAUAAUCUCACCGGUCCAAUACCGAGUGCAUUAACAGGAUUGACUCAGCUCCAGACUCUUGAUGUUACAAACAACAACCUUACAGGAAAAAUACCAGAUUUCCCACAAUCUGUGACACUGAAAACAUCGGGUAAUCCCUUGCUUGGAAUCGAUUCAUCCUCGGGAAGUGGAAGUGGAGGAAAUUCGGGCUCCUCAUCAGGUGCUAAUUCACCCGGUGGAAGUCCAUCUGAUAGCCCAAAGACAAAUUCUGUCUCGCCCGGUAUGAUUGCUGGUACAGUUAUUGCAGUUGUGAUUUUCUUAUGUGUUGUGUUCUUUGUCUUCUACAAAUGUUGUACCAAGAAAAAACAUCAGAAAUUUAGCCGGGUUCAAGGCCCUUCUUCAAAUGGGAAGGAGGUUGUGAAAAAUGGCGUGAUUGGUAUGAAUGGGUUUGGAGUGGCUAGCGAACUUCACAGCCAGAGUAGCGGAGAUACUAGUGAAAUCCAAUUCUUUGAAGGUGGUAAUGUUGUCAUUCCAAUACAGGUCCUUCGACAGGUUACAAAUAAUUUCAGUGAAGAAAACAUAUUGGGAAGAGGAGGAUUUGGAGUUGUUUAUAAGGGAAUACUCCAUGAUGGUACGCAGAUUGCUGUUAAGCGGAUGGAGUCUACUGUAAUGGGUACAAAGGGGAUGAAUGAGUUUAAGGCGGAAAUUGGAGUUCUUACAAAAGUAAGGCAUAGACAUUUGGUUGCCCUUCUAGGUUUCUGUAUCAAUGGCAAUGAAAGGCUUUUGGUAUAUGAGUACAUGCCUCAGGGGACAUUGGGCCAGCAUUUGUUUGAAUGGAACGAGCAUGGGUAUCUUCCUCUCACAUGGAAACAAAGGGUCACAAUAGCACUAGAUGUGGCCAGAGGGGUGGAGUACCUCCACAGCUUGGCACAACAAAGUUUCAUCCACAGGGAUUUAAAGCCUUCAAAUAUUCUUCUUGGGGAUAGCAUGAGGGCUAAGGUUGCUGAUUUUGGUUUGGUAAAGAAUGCCCCUGAUGGGAAGUAUUCUGUUGAGACGCGGUUGGCAGGGACAUUUGGAUAUCUUGCACCUGAGUAUGCAGCUACUGGAAGGGUGACAACUAAAGUUGAUGUUUAUGCAUUUGGUGUGGUCUUGAUGGAGCUAAUUACUGGUAGAAGAGCACUUGAUGAAACUGUGCCAGAGGAGAGAUCUCAUCUGGUCACAUGGUUUCGUAGGGUUCUGAUCAACAAGGAUAACAUCAGGAAAGCUAUUGACACCACCCUUGAUCCUGACGAGGAGACCUUUGUUAACAUCUGCAAGGUGGCUGAGCUUGCAGGUCAUUGCACAGCUCGUGAGCCUGUUCAGAGGCCAGACAUGGGCCAUGCAGUUAACGUCUUGGGUCCUCUUGUAGAGCAGUGGAAACCUUCUUCCCAAGAAGAAGAAGAAAGUUAUGGCAUUGACCUUCAUAUGACUUUACCUCAAGCUCUACAGAGAUGGCAAUCUGAUGAAGGCACAUCAACAAUGGCUGACUUUAGCCAAACGAUAAACUUAAGUAACAGUCAAGCCAGCAUACCUACAAAACCUACAGGAUUUGCAGACACAUUCAAGUCAACAGAUUGCCGAUGAACAUAGGUAAAAACAAAAUUCUGAAGAGAUGAGAAAAAGACAGGUUUCCAUGCUAUUAGGCCAGUGAAGAACACGCAUCUCUCUUGUUGAGGUUUUUUAUCAGUUGACAUUGAUAUUCCUUCUUGUUAGUUCUUCUGAUUUUUAUUUUGUUAAUUACUUGGACAUAAGAGUUAUCUGUUUCCCUGGUUUGGAUUCUUUUGUGUAAAUUUAACAGAUUGUAUUGAUGGUACUGAAAGAGCUGGGGGAGAGUGUUUGGUGGUAUUAGUGGUGGAUAGGUUGGAGUUACAAGUAAGAGAAGAAAGUUUUGUACCAUAUUCAUUUUUACUGGUCACCUGACCAUUUGGAUCAUAAAUUAGUGUUGCCCAGGAGUAUUUA